Molecule: messenger RNA, 4404 nt
Organism: Papilio machaon (common yellow swallowtail)
Lineage: Eukaryota; Metazoa; Arthropoda; Insecta; Lepidoptera; Papilionidae
Exons: 26
Coding region: 117-4364 (1415 amino acids)
Biological process (GO): double-strand break repair via nonhomologous end joining
Cellular component (GO): nucleus
Source: RefSeq, a predicted model, not a curated record
UGUGUGAAAAAUCAUUUGAGCCUCGACCAAGAGCCUUUGCUUUACAAUGCUUGACUUCAUUGGUGCCAUAUUGUGAGGCCGCCGCUCAGAAUUAUAACAAGCAUCUUAUCAGUCUCAUGAAUGAAAAUAUAUGCAAGGCAGCGCUCGCUGAAUUGAUCGGUGCAAUAUGUGCACACCAUCCGGAUGAAGUAAAAUCAAAUAUAGCUACAAUAUGGAGGGUUUAUCUAAAUCUACUCGAUUCUAAACAUUCGGAUACUGUGGUGAGAUCGUUACUCUUGGGUGUGUCAGGAGUGCUGAAGUCCUUUGGGAAUGACCUGGAUAUUAAAGAGUUCCCGGUCUUUUACAAGCAUUUAAUAGAAUCAGGCGAAAAAUCUAAAUGUAGAGAAGUGUACCUCACAAUAUUGGCAAAGCACGCUGAUCUCUUUCGAGAGCUUCUAGCUAAUGAUCCUAGAACAAGGAUGUCAUUAUGGCACUCUUAUCCAGCUUCUGACACUCAGGGUGUCAACCGACAGGCCAUACUGUCAGUGUAUAAUGCCAUAAAGCAGGUUUUCACAGAAAAUCAAUGUCGAUAUGAAGAGAUAGUUAAGACAGAAAUAUGUCAGUUUGAGAAGUGUAACAAUACGGAGUUGAAGUAUACAGCAUUACGCGUGUUAUACGCGUUGGAUACGCGUAAUGCACGCGUAUAUUGCGAUAUGCGAGCGUUACAUGCGCUGCGACAUGGACGUCUCACAUAUGAACAUUGUGAAAUGAUCCAAUGGUGUUUGGAAUAUAAUCUAGAAAAUGAUGUAAAAUUACUGAAGAAUGUUUUGGUAUUUUAUGAACAUAUACCUGUUAAGUAUCAGAAAGAACUUACCGUAGAUAUUAUACUGAGAGCGCCACCUAGUGUUAGAAAAAUGGCAGUAAUAUUUCUUACAAAUGAAACAUGUCAAUGUUACAAAGAAAAUGGUAAUAUUGAGAAAUAUCAACAAAUAUGGAAGUCAAUCUUUGACACCAAUUCUGAUGACAUCAAGAACAAAUCCAAUGAAGUUUUCCUUGACUUUAUGGAAUAUUUAUAUCAAUCUUUGAUGGAAAAUGAUGAAAAAAAUACAGAGGAAUUGUCAGACAAAUUGUCAUAUUUGAUCAUCAUCAGCUCAUUUAUAAUACCAUUAGGGGGUGAAGUGGUGGGUGAGAGGGUGUGUGACGUCAGUCGGGGGGUGUUGAGGCUGUUGGGGGGUGUUGGGGGUUUGGGGGGUUCAGGUCUUCGCGCUGCUAGGAUGUUGCUGCGGUAUGCUGUUGAUGUAUACGCGGAUAUAGUGAAGGAUAUUUCUUUAGAGGAUUGUAUUGAUGAGUCAACAUUAUAUGAGACAUGUUUAGGAUUGGUUCUCACUGCGGCAAGAAUUACAGAUGUAACAAGAGUUCUGCAAGCAUUAAAGAUUAUUUUGUUUCGGUCUGAUGUUGAAGCGUCCAUUUUGUCUCGUUGUAUCAAUACUUUGGAUAAUCUUAUGUCAACAAGAAAAGAUGAAUUAAAUGCAGACUUAUUAAAUAAAAUAAUAUAUAGAUUGGAGAAAAUACAACAUUUUGUAUACAAAGGGAAAGAUGGCAGAUGUUUGAGAAGGGAAUUGUUUAUGUUUUUAGGCAAAUACGGUAGAAAUAUGAAUAAAGAUGAAGAUUCUUUAGAAUGUAUACAUUUGGAGAAAUACAUGAAUUUAGGAAUUCCUUUCAUCAACGAGGGAAUUAUUAUAAAGCUAAAUUUAAACCAAAUGCAUAGUUUAGCGUUAAGAUAUGAAGAUACGAAGAUGUUACAAGUUUUACAUGAAUUACUUUACGCCAAUUUAUGGGAUCGCGUUCCUCAUGAGAACGUACGUAGAGCACUUUGUUAUAGUGCGUGCGUGUUACGUGUGCGCCCGCAGCUGCGCACGCGCAUACUUACAGUGUGCGGGGACAUCGCGUUAGAUGUCCUGCUGCAAUUUGUGGACACUGAAAGCAGUGAAAUCCGAACCUCAGUGUGCGAUAUACUGAGACAGGUCUCACAGCAUGACAAGUUGGCACAUACUGUGUUAUACAACUCCACAUUGUGUUCUAAAAAUAAAGCAGCAUUUUUAGAUAUAUCAGAAAUUAUAGUAAACAUAAUGAAAGACGAUAAUGCCUUAGCACAGAAAUAUCUUCCAAAACUUAUACAAAAAAUAGCUAAAAUUGAUUUAAAACAAUCCAAUAUAAUCUAUAAGAACGCAAUGGAUUUGUUCAAAGACAAAAUAGAAUUGUUUAGAAAUGUCCUAACUAAUUUUGAAUUGGAACUUCUUAACGUUAUUCUAUUAAAACAAAAUGGCAACCACGUAAACAAAAUGGCGGAUGUACGCGUGAUAAAGAACAAAAUGAAAUUGACAUUAGAUUUUAUAAAACAAAUAUAUGGUACGGACAAAGAUUGGUAUAAUAUGAUUGAAAAUAUUAUUGAGAAACAAAAUGGCGACAUUUCCCGCCUUUUUAUUAUUUUAUCAUUUGCAAAAGAUGUCUUUGAUUUGGAUGAGAAUUUGUGCCAUAGAUUAUUAGAAGAUAAUUUUGUUUGUGAAAAAUUGUUUACGGUUGAAGAGGACUUGGAUUUUUUAUAUUUAGAGGGUAUUUUGAAUUUUUUCACUCAAUAUGCUGAUGUUCUUGUGAAAUUACAUCUUGAGUUGUGGCCGGAAUUCGAGAAAGUAUCGACUUUCGAACAACAGCAUUCUUUACUUCUGGAAGUUUCAUAUUUAUCAAAAAAAUUGCCACCGGAAUCGAAUCCAAUGCAAUGGAUCAUUAGGACAAUAACAUCUGACAUAUCUACUUGCGAUAUGAAAGCUAAACUCAUAGGAUUACUACCGUCUGGAGACUCAUACAAGUCUACUUGGAGGUGGUAUGCCGGUCUACUGCCCGCACGUCUUUCGGAAGCUCAAGGUGAGAGCGGUGUACUGCUUGCAGCUUUAUUGGAAGCGCUGAUUACUGCUGACUCCAGCCUACUGAAGACUAUCAGCCAGUUGAUAGCAGGUGAUACGGCUACAGGUUGGUGGGACGAUGCCAUAGAUGCGUGUGUGGUGUCAUUAUCUAAGAGUAAUGACAUAUCAGUGUAUGAGACACUUUAUUCUUGCUGCUGGGAAGGACUUAGUUUAGGAGUCUGUUGCAGACUUAUGGUGCCAUUACUAAGAAAUUCAUCAGCAGCUGUUUGUGAAGAAUUCUUCUCUUUAAAGCUAAAAGACCUUCUUUCAAUUUUAAAGAAGAAAUCGUCAUCUUCUAAUCAAUCUUUUAGAUAUCAAAUGACGGUAGUUAAUUAUAUACGAGCUCUUAUUUUACUAAGAGUGUGUAUUGAAAUGGUCCCUCGUUUACGUAUAGAAUCACCUAAUUCAUUAUUGUACAGUCAGAUGUCAAAUGAAGUUGGUACAAAUGUCUUCUAUUUGACGAAAACAUUGUCAAUGUUGUGCGUAGACCUUGUCAAGAAUAGACCUGUCACCUGUCCGGAUGACGCUGAUGACAGCUUUAAGAAGAUCUGCUUGUUGUUUUACUGCGAGAAUUACAAUAGCUUGGCUUCAGCGGUGUGGUGCCGUCAACCUUCGGACCCUAAGUUCUAUGAUCUGGUCUUCAAUAAGGAAACCUGGUGCAGGAUUAUAGAUCCACAGAUGGAGUACCAAUUACCUUUAGUUGAGUCAUGGCAAAAGCAUACAAUGCACCAAUUUGCUGGCGUUGAAUUGGAAGAUAGCAGUUGUCUGUUAAGUUCUACAUCAACAACAAGAACAAGGACGUAUCUCCGCACGCUGUCUGAGAACCCUGAGGAGUUUGAUGUGGGUAUGCUACAGGAUGACCAGGAAUACCAUCAAGAGCUUUGUAUAUCAGAGAAUAUGUUAAACCAGCAUCCUUGUGCUGGAAUACUGACAAUGUCUGUCAGUCGCGCGACAUCUCUGUCACAUAUGACAUGGCUAAAUACAAUAAUAAAUACAUUGACAACAGACAUACAUAGAAAUAGCAAGUGGUUACUAGCACAGGCAAUAUACAACUGUAAGGAGGAUUUGAAAGGCAACGCUAGCAUUUUACGCCCCGCUUUGCUUGCGAUGUUGGUACAAACUUCUGAUCAAGAACUAAACAGUUUGCAUAUAGAUAUUAUAGACAUGAUUAUAUACUGGGGACAUAAAGACGAUGUAAAACCAGAUGAGAAAUUAAACCUCAAUAAAGUAUUAGAGAUAUUAAUUAAAACUGUUGUACAGAAUAGAAGAAGAAAGAAGAUUGUAUACAAUUUGAUACAGAAGAUGGAUCAAAUAUUGGAUAUGUUUGAACAUUUAGAAAUUCAAUGGACAUGUUUGAGUGAAUGUGUUUAUGGUAAUCUAAUAAAUAUUAUCUGUGGUCACUUAUUAGUCGUAAUUCAACAAUAAUUUAUUAAAUCAACGUUUUUUUUUUUAUAAAAUAAGAGAA